AUGUCACAAGAUCGAUCGCCAUCGCCAAAUUAUUUAACUGUUUCGAAAACUGAAACUUCAACGAAUCAUAGGUCGCCAGAAAAACCCCAUUCAAAUACCACUGCUGCUAAUAAUAACUCCACAAUUUUCAAAACACCGGAUGCAAGGAAGAUAAGAGGUAAUAAUGGAGGGCUAACAAGGUCUUUGACGGUAGGUUCUGGAUCGAAAUCUCCUGUCCGAAGGCACCUACGUACAAUGAGUAUUACAAGCAAUACUUCUCCUGCAUGCAAUUCAACAACAAAUAGUGCAAGGAAAGGGAUAAACAUUGGUAUAAGUCUAGUCGGACCGGUUCCGAGUGGUUCAAAUGGAACUGUAAAUAAAGAAAAGGAUUUAACCUCCAAAACGCCGAGAAGGAAGCUGUUUCCUUCUAAACAAAUUUUUGUUCAAUCUGCUUCUCCCAAUUUGAAUGAACUUGACGAGGAGCAACAUGUUGAGAUGCAGACUCGGGAAAAUCUGGAGGUAAACAAUAAUGAUAUUACAUCAAUAAUGAAUAGCUCCCCAACCCCGCUAUCACCGUCAAAACUCGAUAGUAUUCCUCAGGAUGAACUAUCAGAAAAUUUUAGAUUAUUAGCAUCUAAAGAAAUGGAGGUUUUAGAAAUCAAAAACCAGCUAAAGGAUCUGCUUCAAAGAAAAAAAGAUAAAGAGUUUGAACUACAACAAUUGAAACUAAAAAUCGAAAAACAACUGAUGGCAAACUUGAAACAGCAAAAUAACGACCAGUACCGCCACAGAUUUGAGCAGCAUACACCAAAAUCUCCUACAAGUUUACAGAAGUCAGUUGUACAGCCUUCAAGUUCUUAUGUUGACCCUCUUAUGGACGAUUCAUUCUUCCCUGUGUCGUCAAAUAGUGCAGAUGAUGAAAGAAGUAAACGACAAUCGUGGUUUGCAAAGCCAUUAAACUUUAUUCAACAGUUUGAUAGCCUAAUUUACAAAGAAUUUGAGAAGCUACAAAUCCCAGAUGAUGAUGAGUUGAAUGUUUGUAAGGAUACCAGCGUUCUGGAUAUGAGUUAUACUCUUGAUCAGUCUAAAUCACUUAAACCAAAAGAGAUCAAUGCGCCGAUUAAAUCUCUAGCGGGUGAUGGAGAUGCAUCAGGCACUGAUGUAGUGCAAUCCAUGUCUCAGCACUUGUGGUCAUUCGUCAACGAUGUUAAGUCAAACUUGCUGGUUGAAGAAAAUGAACCCGUCAGUCAACCCCCAUCAGAAUCAUCUGUAAAGUCGAGCUCACAAUUAGUGAAUCCAAAGAAUCGUCUGAGAACUGCGUCGAUUUCCAAGCGUCAAUCAUACAGCCAACAUAAUCACAAAAAAAGGUCCAGCUCGAAUUCAUUAAAAAAUGAAGCUGUGCAUAGUGGGAAUAAUGAUAAGCAGGAUAUUAGAGAUGAGUUUACUACUGAGAGGAUUUCAAGUGUGGUCCAGAGUAUAUCCAAACACGAUGACUCCGGCUCAGAAAUAGCAACGGAGAUGAAAUCAGGGGUUCCGGAUAAAACUUUGGAUAAGUAUAUAAAAGACUCCGAUUUAUGGGAUAGCGAGCCACUGGAUUUAUAA
Pichia membranifaciens NRRL Y-2026 is the source of this 1581-nucleotide messenger RNA. RefSeq lists its product as hypothetical. The record is from RefSeq and is a predicted model, not a curated record. Bases 1 to 1581 code for a protein of 526 amino acids. The transcript has a single exon. Lineage: Eukaryota; Fungi; Ascomycota; Pichiomycetes; Pichiales; Pichiaceae.